CUUCGCUCGAAAUUGGGCUGCAUUUGGUCACCGUGAAUUUCGUCUCUUUCUUCGUUCUCUCUCUCUCUCUCGAAGAGAACUCGUUCUUCUCAGAUUCAGAUCUGAAACCCCAUUCGAGAGAGAAGAAAAACGAUUUUCUGAGAAACAAUGGCGACGGUGUCCCCUCUCGCCAAAUACAAGCUCGUUUUCCUCGGCGAUCAAUCGGUUGGCAAAACCAGCAUCAUCACCCGCUUCAUGUACGACAAAUUCGACACAACCUAUCAGGCUACUAUUGGUAUUGACUUUUUGUCAAAGACAAUGUACCUUGAAGAUAGAACUGUUCGCUUGCAGCUUUGGGAUACUGCAGGGCAAGAAAGAUUUAGAAGUCUCAUUCCAAGCUACAUAAGAGAUUCUUCUGUUGCAGUUAUUGUAUAUGAUGUAGCUAACAGGCAAUCAUUUCUGAACACUAACAAGUGGGUUGAGGAGGUACGUACAGAGCGCGGCAGUGACGUUAUUAUUGUCUUGGUUGGAAACAAAACUGAUCUUGUUGAUAAAAGGCAAGUUUCUAUAGAGGAAGGAGAUGCCAAGUCUCGUGAGUUUGGAAUCAUGUUCAUAGAAACCAGUGCAAAAGCAGGCUUCAAUAUCAAGCCUUUGUUUCGUAAAAUUGCUGCUGCGUUGCCUGGAAUGGAAACACUUUCUUCUACAAAACAGGAAGACAUGGUCGACGUAAAUUUAAAACCGACGGUGAAUUCAUCCCAGACAGAGCAGCAAGGAGGAGGUUGCUCAUGCUAGAGAAGAUUAUAUUGAAAGAGCCAAUAGAUCUCUGUUUACUGAGUAUAAUACUAAAUGACUGUUUAAAUGGAAAGAUGAAGCUGGAGGAAGCGCGCUUUCAUAUCAAUGAUCCUUUAUUUUAUUUUUGGGGAGGGGGACAAAUUGCAGUGAUGGUUUUGUUGAUGUACUGCAUAAAAAUUGAUAGUUAUUUUUUAUUUGUUAUACAGUUAGUCCCUUCAUGUAAGAAUACAGGUAAUAACAAGCCUGCGUUCUAAAUUGUUUGUCUUAGGUGUAUGUUAUCCUUGAAAAAAUGCAUAUGAACGGACAAGGCUAGCAAUAUAUAUAGCUCUCAACUCUGCCUCUUACUUUUGGGGCACCCAUGGUCCUAUCUUUAAGUAGAAUUGCUUUCUAUGUAGGGUGACCGUGAAAUUUCAUAACAUUCUUCUCAACUACAAUUCGUCCUAUCUUAACCUUUUGUCGA
This is a messenger RNA of Lotus japonicus, 1231 nucleotides long. Its product is annotated as ras-related protein RABH1e. The record is from RefSeq and is a predicted model, not a curated record. The transcript has 6 exons. The coding region runs from base 148 to 771 and encodes 207 amino acids. Gene Ontology annotation, molecular function: GTPase activity; GTP binding. Lineage: Eukaryota; Viridiplantae; Streptophyta; Magnoliopsida; Fabales; Fabaceae.